AUGAAGGUUGCCCCUGAUGAAUCUCUCCGAUUGACNNNNACUAUGUACUUAAUGACGGCUGUAUACAAAAUUUCGAAGAGUUAA
This is a messenger RNA of Perkinsus marinus ATCC 50983, 84 nucleotides long. RefSeq lists its product as hypothetical. The transcript is spliced from 3 exons. NCBI's taxonomy places the organism in Eukaryota, Perkinsozoa, Perkinsida, Perkinsidae. The record is from RefSeq and is a predicted model, not a curated record. Bases 1 to 84 code for a protein of 27 amino acids.